GCACGUGAACACAGGGGCUGAUGACACUGCGGAAGUGUCAUGGCGCCGUGCGUCAUGCAGUGUCAGAACCAGCACCCUCACUAAACAACUUGUAAUGACUCUUCUCAGACAAGUUUGGGAUUAAAAUUCAAAAAAGGACAUCCCAGGGAUCAUAACUUCAGGAUGGCAGAUUCAGGUUCAAAUGACCCCAGUGGGCAACGUGUGCCAACCCCUGGAGGAAGCAGUGCUGGGAUGCUGACUGGCCGCCGACCAGGUGGAGUUGGGACACCUGGCCGUCUUCCUGCAAUAAGAUCCAGAGACCUCACCCUAGGGGGAGUCAAAAAGAAAACCUUUGCUCCCAACAUUAUUGGCCGAAAAAUCAAAGAAGACGCAAAAGCUGAAGGUGGGCCACGGAGAGGGAGGAGGGAUGAAGGCCGCGGUCGAGGCCCCAGAGAUAGAGGCAGGGGCCGAGGUCGCCCAGAAGUCAUCCAGUCUCACUCUAUUUUUGAACAGGGGCCUGCAGAUAUAAUGCUCAAAAAGAGAGGUGGAUAUGAAGAGGUGAGAGAUGCUCCGAGCGUGGGACCCUCACCCAUCAUCAAUAUUAAGAAGGAGAAGAGAGAAACUGAGGAGGAGACCAAAGAGAUUCUGCGCAGUUUGGAGCGAGAUAACUUUAUAGACGAUCCCUUCCUGAGGAGUGAGCAGAGCAGCUGCCCCGUCCAGCUCCCCCUCGCCGUGUCAGGUUGGGGAUUUACGGAGGAACACAAUCCGGCUGCUGUUAAAAUUGAGAAGGUAGAUGAGGAUGCUGAACCCAUGGAAUCCUCGGUGGAAGUGAAACAGGAGCCAGUGGAAGUCGAUAUAAAGAAGACAGAGGCAGCGUUCAGGCCUCCUCCUCUCCCUGAGCCUGAGGUUUUACAUGACCUUCUACACAGGUGGAGUCUGAGCAAAGGGGAUGAGCUGUUCUUCAUGCAGAUGCCGGACUCGCUGCCCGGUCAGCCCCCCACCAAAGAGCACAGACCUGUGAAAACAGAGGUGCAGUCAGAGGAUGGACAGUCUGUGCUGCUGAAAACUGAAACUCAGGAGGAUGAAGAGGAAGAAAACAGCUGCUGUCUGAAAGACCUACGGGAGGGUCUUGUGGGAAAGAUGCUGGUGCGGAAGUCUGGACGGGUUCAGCUCAUACUGGGACAGGUGACACUGGAUGUGUCUCUGGGAACGUCAUGCGCUUUCCUUCAGGAGCUGGUCUCUGUCGGCACAGAGGGAAGAACAGGGGACUUGACUGUUUUAGGGAAUAUCAAACACAAAAUGGUUUGCUCCCCAGACUUUGAGGCACUACUGGAGAGCAGUACUUGAUGCUCAUGGAAACUGAUGAGUGGGUUGACUUAUGAUGGGUUAUGUUGACACAAUGUUUACGGUUUCUUUGGACUUUCUAUGGACGCUGGCAACCAAACAUGAAACACACAUUUGAAGGCCUUUUUUUUUUUUUUUUACAAAGUGGCUUAAACAACAUUAAAA
Notolabrus celidotus (New Zealand spotty) is the source of this 1488-nucleotide messenger RNA. RefSeq names its product polymerase (RNA) III (DNA directed) polypeptide D (gene polr3d). The transcript has 9 exons. The record is from RefSeq and is a predicted model, not a curated record. Gene Ontology annotation, molecular function: DNA binding. Gene Ontology annotation, biological process: transcription by RNA polymerase III. The coding region runs from base 163 to 1326 and encodes 387 amino acids. Gene Ontology annotation, cellular component: RNA polymerase III complex. Lineage: Eukaryota; Metazoa; Chordata; Actinopteri; Labriformes; Labridae.